This is a messenger RNA of Nannospalax galili (Upper Galilee mountains blind mole rat), 601 nucleotides long. RefSeq names its product ribosomal protein S18 (gene Rps18). NCBI's taxonomy places the organism in Eukaryota, Metazoa, Chordata, Mammalia, Rodentia, Spalacidae. Gene Ontology annotation, cellular component: ribosome; cytosol; small ribosomal subunit. Gene Ontology annotation, biological process: translation. The transcript has 6 exons. The coding region runs from base 98 to 556 and encodes 152 amino acids. Gene Ontology annotation, molecular function: structural constituent of ribosome; RNA binding. The record is from RefSeq and is a predicted model, not a curated record.
GCCCCGCCUCUUCCUCCAAGAAGCUAUAUAAGGACGGGACGUCACUUCCGCUCUCUCUUCCACAGGAGGCCUACACGCUGCCGCUUGUGCCGCCGCCAUGUCUCUAGUGAUCCCUGAGAAGUUCCAGCACAUUUUGCGAGUACUCAACACCAACAUCGAUGGGCGGCGGAAAAUAGCCUUUGCCAUCACUGCCAUUAAGGGUGUGGGGCGAAGAUAUGCUCAUGUGGUGCUGAGGAAAGCAGACAUUGACCUCACCAAGAGGGCUGGAGAGCUCACCGAGGAUGAGGUGGAACGUGUGAUCACCAUCAUGCAGAAUCCUCGACAGUACAAGAUCCCAGACUGGUUCUUGAACAGACAGAAGGAUGUGAAGGAUGGAAAAUACAGCCAGGUUCUGGCCAAUGGUCUAGACAACAAGCUCCGUGAGGACCUGGAGCGACUGAAAAAGAUCAGAGCGCACCGGGGACUGCGCCACUUCUGGGGCCUUCGUGUCCGAGGUCAGCACACCAAGACCACUGGCCGCCGGGGUCGUACCGUGGGUGUGUCCAAGAAGAAAUGAGUCUGUAGGCUUUUUUUCUGUUAAUAAAUAGUUUAUAUACCGAUG